Mollisia scopiformis is the source of this 565-nucleotide messenger RNA. RefSeq lists its product as uncharacterized. The transcript is spliced from 3 exons. The record is from RefSeq and is a predicted model, not a curated record. Lineage: Eukaryota; Fungi; Ascomycota; Leotiomycetes; Helotiales; Mollisiaceae. Gene Ontology annotation, biological process: proton motive force-driven ATP synthesis. Bases 33 to 272 code for a protein of 79 amino acids.
GAAAUCCUUUCCUUAGACCUCAAUCCGUCAAGAUGGUCCAAAUGUACACCAUUGCCGGUCGCCAAGUUGGCUCACACUUCCUUGCGAUGGCUACACUCAGUCUGUUGGGAGUUGGAUCCUAUGUAGGAAUGGGAGGGUCAGCAGCAAAGAAGACUCAACAAGGACCACCAAUUAAUGCUGGAAGCCCUGACGAGGAGAGCUUUAUCAAGGAUUUCUUAAAGAAUGCCGAGGCGGACGAGAAGAAGGGAGGAAACGAGAAGGCGGCACACUAGAUUUGGGAGUGAUGAUUGAUGCAGAGCGAGGGCUGGACCGUUCGAUACCAUGACGGCCAUUCUGGUGUACAUAUACGUCGAGAAUAGAGAAUUCAUCGUUUGGGAAUUUCUGCUCCGAGAAUCCGAGGCGUUAUGCUGCUCUUACAUAAAUUGAAUGACUUUCCAAGUCUACAAUAGGUGCUCAGAGAUGUUUUCAGACGGUCUUUCUUCACACAACAAGCUGUUGUCGUUUCAUAUCCUCUUGUAUGGUUCAAUUGGUGCGAGGGUACAAUACUUUUAUACAAGACAGGACG